UGCCUGGGCAGAGAAAAUCACCGCCUACUGCCUGGGCAGAGAAAAUCACCACCGCCUGCCUGGGCAGAGAAAAUCACCACCGCCUGCCUGGGCAGAGAAAAACACCACCGUCUGCCUGGGCAUCCCAACAUUGAGCCAUCAACACCAGGCAUCAGGGAAGCAUGGAGGACUCAGAAUCGCUAGCCAGCUCGGAUCUCAAGUCCGUGGUCUACACAAGUGCUCAGGAUCUACGGCGACGGACAGUGGAUGAGCCUAGGCACCGGCAGCCGCCGUCGAUACUGGUGACGAAGGAAACGCCUACCGAUGAGUACGACGACCAGGAUGUGCUAGAGGAGCCGCAGAGGUACUACACGACCGACAACACCGUGACGCCAUACCGGACGAUGGACACGUUCACCACGUCGAUCUCACGGAACCCGUUCACGCUGACGAACGAGGAGUCGAUCAUGAACCGCACGCAGACCAGUGACGACAACACCACGCCGCCAAACAGGCUCGUGGACAAGGUGCCCAGGGCAAGGCACACGGUGGACUACCAGGACAUGCUGUGGACGCAGAUCGACAUCCUGGACGACGUUCGUAAGAUGAGUACGGAGACCAGGGAACAGGGCGGCUUCUUCUCCAGGGAGCACAGCGUAGCGAUGUCGUCGCUACGUGAUUCGCAGAGUGCGCUGCUGAAGGAGCUCAAGCUGAGCGACGCUGCCAUGGACAAGAGCGAUGUGCACAGGAGCCUGUGGGAUAGCGAGAGCCUGGACGAGGUGAAGGGGAAGCUCUACAACAGGGAGCAGUUCGACAAGGUACGGGAGAGCCUGGGGGGAGUGAAGCUCGGGCUGGAAGGUGUGAGUGGCACGAUGAGACGGUUUGACAGGAGGGGCAAGGAGUAGUGGGUGGGCUGCCUACGGGCUGUUUUACACUGAGCUGGGCUGCCUACGUUCCUGCCGAACACCAAGCUGGCCCGCCUACGUUCCUGCCUAACUCCCACCUGGCCCGCCUGGCCCGCCUACCGGCCCCAUCGCCCCCGUUCGCUCCAGGCUCGUCCCCGGGGAAAGCCCGCCCACGCCGCUGCCCAUGGGCUGCGGUGUUCCGUCUGGUGAUGGGCGCGCACGCCCACACAGGGCCUCCCUUGCCUGCGCUGUAUAUAAAUGAGGUGAUCACACACUUUGUCGUUUGC
Messenger RNA from Williopsis jadinii, 1171 nucleotides. RefSeq lists its product as uncharacterized. Lineage: Eukaryota; Fungi; Ascomycota; Saccharomycetes; Phaffomycetales; Wickerhamomycetaceae. The record is from RefSeq and is a predicted model, not a curated record. The transcript has a single exon. Bases 162 to 884 code for a protein of 240 amino acids.